Molecule: messenger RNA, 3585 nt
Organism: Leishmania mexicana MHOM/GT/2001/U1103
Lineage: Eukaryota; Euglenozoa; Kinetoplastea; Trypanosomatida; Trypanosomatidae
Product: putative protein kinase
Exons: 1
Coding region: 1-3585 (1194 amino acids)
Biological process (GO): protein phosphorylation
Molecular function (GO): protein kinase activity; ATP binding
Source: RefSeq, a predicted model, not a curated record
AUGCACGACUUCACCAUAUCUUUGAACCAGGACGUGCGCGAGGGCGGUCGCCUGCGUCCUCACCGUCACCGCAGCAGCAGCCUUGGCUCGGGCACAUCCGUGGCGACGUCAGAAGAGGCGGAUGUGAACGACGUGAUGCAGCACCUGGAGGCGGCGGCCGCCGCUGCAGCGGCGAACUUAGAUGGCGCGUACAGCCUCACUGACUGUAUAUGCCCAGGAAAGAAUAACGAUGAACUGCUCUCCUGCAGGCCUGAUGAGGUGGCGAACGUAUACGAUGACCGGGAAGAGGACCUCAUCGACGGCGAUGCUGUCGAGAGCGGCUCGCGAACCGGCGGCCUUUCGCGCGAGCGCACAGGCACCGACUUAUUCUCGGUCAAGUCUUCAGGCGCCUCUGUGCGGCGCGGGAAGGACGAGGUGGACGUGGCGGCGAAGGGCAUUCCGCUCGAGGUGCGCCGCUUCCAGUGCACCAAGAGCAUCCUCGCGUUCAAGGAAGCGACGAAGAACGACGCGACACCGGUGCCCGCAAAGUUGGUCGACUUCAUCGUCUCCCUCACCUCGUCCAAGAACGGCUUGUGCACGGAAAAAGAAAUGUGCGACUGGCUGGUGGCGCAGAUGUGUGACCGCAUGGAGACAGGGCAGUUGUGGGUGAUUGGCAAGACAUCCAACCUACUUUUCGCGCUGCUCUGGCGCGGCUCGCGCAGCUUCAUCGAGAGCGUGCACGCUACCGGUGCAUCGCUCUUUCAGGUGUCGCAUCUCGUUGACGUGAUCAAGCAAACCCCACAGGGGAACCUUAGCGGGGAUCGACUUCCAGGCUCGCUGCAGCCCAUCAAGCCCGGCGCGGGAGGGCGUAAGCCAGCGCGUAGUCGAGGAAAGUCGACGAACGCCGUCGGCAGUAAUAAAGCUGUGAAGCCGUUGACAGCCUGUUUCCUGGAGCAGCUGAAGCAGAAGGGGACGUACAGUAAAGGGGCGAGCUCGUGGCUCUCGCACGGGAAUGACGCACUUCCGGUGCACAUCGACCCCAUCUUAGAUAUCCCUGAAAGAGAGAUAAGCUUCUUCAUUGCUAACACGGCCUACAUGGAGGCUCUCUGCGAGUACCGCUUCCGUCACCCGACGCUGGACCUGGUGCGCGGCGAGAUCUUGUGCGACUCGGACGACUGCUCUCUCAGCGGCUCCGCGUGCCCGGCCUCUGAUUCCUCGUCGGGUCGUGCGACUCCUGCGGCAUGGAAGGAGUUGCUCGACGACACACUGGAGCUCAUCAAGACGGUCUCCGUGACGGACCCAAGCCUCUUGAUCUGCCCGACUGGCAUGGCCAUUGCAACGAUACGUCUGCGCAAUGCAGUCCUGCUCUAUGAGGUGGCGUGCCGCGCCUUGGUACGGCUGGUGCACUCCAUCCUCAUCUCCCUGCGCACGCUGGUGAACUCAGUGCAGACGGAGUCGGUGGCGCCAUCGACGACGACGCAGACUACCCGUGCUGAGCAGCCGCCAAACAUCACCACAGGUAGCGGCUGCAGCGAUAGCAGCCGUCUUGCAGACAUCGGUGCAGCGUUAGACUCAACCCUUUCCCCGGAAACCGCGCUCGGCUUAGUGAACAUGCACUACAGUGCCAUAUACCAGUUCAACUGCGCUGUUCGCAUGUUCAAGACGUACUGCGAGUCGGCCCAACACGUGUCUGCGGAGGUUUCGAAAAAGGCGGCCGCGGCGCUGAAGCUGAUACCAGAGGAUGACUUUUCCGCGUUCCGUGAAGCACUUACGCAGCUCCAGGGAAACGACUGUGCCAAGACGGCGGACGCAGCACAUACUGCUACGCAGCCAUUGCCUCAUCAGGCGGCCAACAACAGCGACGCGCUUUCACCCUCCGCUGCCGGCGCAGCGGAAGGGCAGGCAGCGGAGGUGUGCAGCCCGUUGUCUACCGUCGCGGUGGACGGUGCAUCUUUGCCGACCUCGGCUACCUCUCUGUUCGAGAACGGCGCACAUUCCACCGCUCUCCUAGACGCGGGGGUGCGCGGUGCCCUGCUGACGCUGUACGAGUUUAACAGCGCGCAGGAGGGAGAACAGCCGCCCAUGUGGAUUCGGCAGGUGGAUGUGGUGUGUGCGCUCUUCGACGAAAAAGAGGCCGCCAUCCUUCGCCGGAUCUUUCAAGAUGGGCUGGAUGGACUCUGGAGCCAGUGGCGCGACUUCACCAACAACGCCUUGGCAGCGACGGAUAAGGCGCUCAUGAUGACAUACGAGUCGACGUCCCCGGGGGCGAAGCGGGAAAACAGCGGUGUCCAGGGCGUCGUCUCCUCGGACGGCAGCGCGCCUGAGUCUGGCGGCCAACAUGGUAGCUACGGUGAUGCGACGGCCCAAAGCCCUGUGCAUGCUCUUCGCUCUCCAGGAUCCGGGUUGCAGUGUUCGGCAGUGACCGGGUUCGGCUCUAGCGACAAGAUGGACUUCGCCUCUCCCAGCAUCUCCAGUGCGAACAACAGCAGCGUCAGCAUCGCCGGGGUGGAGAAGUCGGCGGAGCGGUCGAUUGAGGCGCUCCUGCAGGCGGAAGACGUGGUGGUGAUUUGCAACGAGGAGUGCUCGUGCAACGACACACUGAAGCUGAUCGACCGUUUCCAGAUCCUGAUGGACGUCCCGCUUGGCCAGGGCAGCUACGGCAAGGUGUUCCGCGCGUGGGACGAGGUGACCGGGUGCUACUUGGCUGCAAAGGAGCUGCCGCUGGACUCGUCCAAGGCCUACAGCGUGGCGGUGCGCGAGGUGCUGCAGGAGUACACAGUGCUGACGGAGCUGUCGCACCCGAACAUCGUGCGUGUGGUUGCCUUCAUGGUCAUGAAGGAGACAGCGCGCAUCUACAUGGAGUGGAUGCCGUCGGGCUCGCUGCAGGACGUGCUGCGCCAUCACCCGCGCGGGGUGCUGCGAGAGGGCGUCGUGCGUCGCUACGCGCGCGAUGUGGUCUCGGGACUCGCCUAUCUGCACUCACGCGGCGUCAUUCACCGCGACGUGAAGCCUGCGAACAUGCUGCUCAGCUCCGACGGUACAGUGAAGCUGACCGACUUCGGCACUAGCCUCGUUCUCAGCGACAACAACCGCACAAUGAAAUCGAAUGCACUCGCAGGGACGGCAGCGUACAUGGCCCCCGAGUGCGUGCAGGGGACCUACUCGUCCGCGUCUGACAUCUGGUCCUUUGGCUGCUCGGUGGUGCAGCUCCUCACGGGCCAAAUGCCGUGGUACAACGCCCAAACCGGUUCCUCACCGGAACCCAUCGCGCUGCUCUUCAAGAUUGGCUGCUUGGACGAUACAACGCACCUCGAGCGACCGCAUGAUCCCCUGAUGACAACCCUAACAGCCACCAACAUCACUGCGGAGGCUUCUGCGAGUUUCGACGCCACGUUGUCGAACUCCAACACCGCCAGCAUGACUGGGUCCUUCGCGUCGACUUUCUCAAAGUCCUUCAGGGUGGCGUCUCCAGCCACGACCAUGACGUCGCCGACGGAAAUCAGCCAGGAGCUCAUCAACAUGCUCAACGCCAUCUUUGUCGUAGACCGCAAAAAGCGGCCCUCUGCGAGGGAGCUCAUGCACCACCCCUUCUUCAAGCUGAUGUAA